This is a messenger RNA of Camponotus floridanus (Florida carpenter ant), 3054 nucleotides long. RefSeq names its product ras GTPase-activating protein 1 (gene vap). Bases 212 to 3046 code for a protein of 944 amino acids. Gene Ontology annotation, biological process: regulation of GTPase activity. Gene Ontology annotation, molecular function: protein binding. The record is from RefSeq and is a predicted model, not a curated record. The transcript has 15 exons. Lineage: Eukaryota; Metazoa; Arthropoda; Insecta; Hymenoptera; Formicidae.
AUGCAUAUGUCAUGGUCGGCGCGUGCAAUGGUAUAAAAUGGCUGCCGGGAAACGUCAAUAUAUUUUAUAUUAACAAGAGUCUGCCUUUUUGUAAAUAUUCGCGCGGCGCAGGGAGACAUCGCAAUAAGGACUGUCGUGUAAGGCAUGCCGUUCAACUGACCGGCUCGAUACUCGUCCGUAAUCGCGUGUAUGUGAAGUGUGCGUCGACAGGAUGGCGGAAUUUGUACGCGGCGGACCCAGCGUGUCCAACAAUGCCAAGAUGGAACAUAGUAGUAAAGGCGGAUCUCCCAGUACAGGAAGCGAAGAUGGCGGUCAAAAUGAAUCAUUAAAUGCAGAGAAUGAAUUUGAUCCCUUUCUUGAAAAUAUACCAGAUGAUAUACAAGAUACGGAAGAACCUGAUGGUGCAAAUGCUACCUUAUUAACAGCACCACCAGAAAAUCAGUGGUAUCAUGGUAGAUUAGAUAGAUUUACAGCAGAAGAAAGAUUGUGGGAUGCGAGUAAAAUGGGUAGUUAUCUGGUUCGUGAAAGUGAUAGGAAACCUGGAAGUUAUGUUUUAUCUUAUUUGGGGAGAACUGGAAUAAAUCACUUUCGAAUUACAGCUGUCUGUGGAGAUUAUUAUAUUGGCGGUCGCCAAUUUAAUAGCUUAUCAGAUCUAGUUGCAUAUUAUACUCAUUGUUCGGAUCUGCUAAAGAGAGAAAGACUUAUACACCCAACACCACCUCCUGAACCAGUAAAUGAUAAGAAACGAAUUGUCGCGAUAUUGCCAUAUACAAAAAUGCCAGAUACUGAUGAAUUGAGCUUUCAAAAAGGUGAUAUAUUUUUUGUGCACAAUGACAUGGGUGAUGGGUGGUUGUGGGUCACUGCUCAUAGAACUGGUGAACAGGGUUUAAUAUUUCGAGAAUUAGUGGAGGAUCUCGAUGAUUCAAUAGAUCCUAACACAGUGUUUUCCUGGUUUCAUCCUAAUGUCACCAAAAGCGAAGCAGUGGACAUGCUGGUGAAAGCAGGACCUGGAAGUUUCCUAGUCAGACCAUCGGACAAUAGUCCGGGAGAUUAUUCACUUUUUUUCCACAUAAACAAUCAGAUACAAAGAUUCAGAAUCGAAAAAAAAGGAGUAAGGUAUCUAAUGGGAGGUAGAACGUUUGAAUGUCUUGAUGCUGUUAUUAACAGAUAUCGAAAAGAACAAAUUGUGGAAGGGCAUACUUUAGUUCAAGCAAUGGUAACUGAGCCUGAUGGUAGUGUCAGAGUAAAUAGAGAAAUUCAACAUGCCGAAAAAAUAUAUGCGACUUUGAGAGAAUGUCGAGAGCAAUCGGGAGCGAAGAAAAACAAAGGAAUUAAAAUGCAAGGAUAUUUGGAAAAGAAGUCUGAGAAAAAUAAAAAAUGGAAAGCAUUAUAUUUUGUGUUGUUAGUGGACGCUACCGACACACAUCUUUAUUUAUAUGACAAUCCUAAAAGAACCAAACCAAAAGGUCUCAUCGACUUGAGUUGUGCUUACUUAUAUCAGGUCCACGAAAGUGUAUUUGAUAGGCCUCAUUGUUUUCAAUUAGUUGAACGUGCUUUACCUUGUCUGGCCACCAUAACUUACUUGGCUGCCCCAAAUUCCGAGAACGCAUUAGAUUGGAUUAACGCCUUGAAACCAUUAUGUGUAUCACAACUUACUCGUGCUCCAAAAGUUGCUCGUCUCCGUGAAUUACGUUCGUUGCACUUGCAUAUCUUAGACGCGCAUAGGCUUCCAUAUAAGCUAGUUCCGAGUCCAUUUAUUAUAGUGGCUCUAAACAAUGUUAAAGUUGCUCGCACGAAAGUUAAAACGGGAUUACAUCCACUCUGGGAUGAGGAAUUUAUUUUAGAGGAUGUACCGCCGGAUGUUAUGUCCUUUUCAUUGACUUUAUAUAAUAAAGGCAAGCGCAGCAAAGACACAGAGGUUGCGGAAUUAACAGUUGAACUGGCGAGUUUGACUAACGGCGAAGAAAUGGAUGAAUGGUAUCCGUUAUCGGGAGUUACACCUAUCGGGGAAUGGGGAGCAUUACGUUUACGCAUACGAUACAGACACGAUUUAGCUAUGCCUCCUGAAGAGUACAGUCCUCUUCAACAGUUAUUGCUAGAUCCAGAACUGCAUGUUGUCAAGGCUUUAGCGGAUGUAUGUCAUUUAGAUAGAGUACCCCUGGCAAAUAGUCUUCUUAGAAUUUUUAGGCAUGAAAGAAAAGAGGCAGAUCUUCUACGAUCAUUGAAUCAAGCAGAAGUUGAAAAAGAAGAUGAAACACCAACAUUGUUUAGAGCUGCCAGUCUUACUACUACUUUGAUGGAUUUAUAUAUGAAAUCCGUUUGUACUUCAUUUUUAAAAGCAGCUUUACGUGAUACAAUUGUGAAAUUAAUUGAAAGUAAACAGAGCUGCGAAUUAAAUCCAACAAAAAUGGAUUCUCCAGAAGAUGCUUGUAGUAAUGCAGAAUUUUUAUUACAAGUUUUGGAUGAAGUUACAUUGAGUAUUUUCACGAGUCCCGAUGCUUGUCCGAGGACUCUCAGAUACAUUUGUGGAUGUUUACAAAGAGCAGUAGUUGCUAAGUGGCCACAUGAAAGACUAGUCAGAACUCGGGUAGUCAGUGGAUUUAUAUUUCUACGCCUUCUCUGCCCUGCCAUAUUAAAUCCUAGAUCAUUUAAUCUAAUAGCUGAGCCACCACCUCCAUCUGCUGCAAGAUCAUUAGUCAUGGUGGCAAAGUGUCUACAAAAUCUGGCUAAUUUAGUGGAAUUUGGUGGAAAAGAACCAUACAUGGAAGUUGUAAACCCAUUCAUACUCAAAAAUAAAGAACGAAUGGUAGUGUUCCUUGACCAGUUAUCUAAUGUUACUGAGAAGCCAGAAUCAGAAGGUACAGAUCCAAGAACCAAGAGCGUAUCCGACACUGCAAGAGAUUUGGCGACAUUACAUCAUAUUUGUGUUUCACAUUUGAAGGAACUUCAGGUUUUGUCAAAGACACAGCCGACGAUUAAACAAUUGGUAACAGUGACUGAAAUGUUGAGCAAACAUAAGCAGAAAUAUAUGGAGAUGAUACGGUAGUGCUAGAA